This is a messenger RNA of Pteronotus mesoamericanus, 8894 nucleotides long. RefSeq names its product glutamine and serine rich 1 (gene QSER1). The record is from RefSeq and is a predicted model, not a curated record. The transcript is spliced from 13 exons. Bases 20 to 5581 code for a protein of 1853 amino acids. NCBI's taxonomy places the organism in Eukaryota, Metazoa, Chordata, Mammalia, Chiroptera, Mormoopidae.
UCCCUACGCAACCCCCACGAUGGACAGGAACUACGCGACCUCCGGCUUCGCCGACCAGCCGCCGCCGCCGCCCGCGCCCCCCGCUGCCCCGGCCUCCGCCACCGCCGCCAGCGCAGCCGCACAAACCCCCGCCACUGCCUGGGCCUACGAACCCCGAGCCGCGGCCGCCGCCGCCAGUAGCAGCGGCAGCAGCGGCAGCAGCCCCAGCCUCAAGGCCAGUUUAAGCUAUGAAGAAGGACAUCCCUCACUCUCUGAAACAAAUCUCCUUCACAGACAGACUUUUGCAGCCUCUCAUCAGCUUCCUGGAUAUCCUACCACACCUCAGCCAUCCGGUCUUUCUGGGAUAUUUGAUACUGGUGUGAACAGUGCCACCACUAACACUAAGGAAUCUUCAGUAAUGAACUUUCUCUCUUCUGUUGAAUCUCGAACAGCUCAGGCUGCUUCUUCAGGAACUACUCUUUUACCACAAUUCAGGGCUCCAUCCUGGCAGACAGGUAUGCAUUCCUCAGCAGCAGCUGAGCUGUUUGUUACUGGAUCUUUGCCAACCACUGGAACACUUCCACCUUCUGCCCUCUCUGCUUAUCAGCAUCCCACCACCUUCAGCAAUAGGAACUUCGCCACCACCUCACCUUUGGUGCUUCAGGAUUCAACUUUUAACACUACAUCCAACGGGAUUUUAAAUCCUCAUGACCCUUUGCUACAAAUCAAAACUUCCCAGGGAACUGUUCCAACUGCUUUGGCAUUUGAGCGCCUUGGCAGUUCUGUAUUAAGUAACAGCAUACCACCUCAGUCCUCAACGUAUCGCUCAGCUCAAGAGUCUGCACCACAUCUUUUACAACCUCAGUUCAGUUUGUUGCCUUCACCACUUGGGGGAACCCAGCAAACUCCUCAAGCCUACAGUUCAACUCUAUUUACUAAUUCUACAGCUUCCAUUGAAAGAGCUCUUCUUCGAGAAUGUAGUGUUAUUAAACACCAUCAGCGGCCUUCAGGUACCCAGUCUGUUCAGACACAACUGACUGGUUCACAGCAUUCCUUACAUACGUAUCUAUCAAACGCAAGUGUAGUUAAUUUUCAGGAAACAAGCAGGCAGUCAUCUUUAUCCUGUAGCCCAAUUGGAGAGUCCACUCAGGUGAGCAAUGGAGAAUUGCAGCAGAAGACCUCCCAGGUCUCAGUGGAACUUGCUCAGUCUUAUUCAUCUGCAAUUCCAUCAUCAGGGUAUCCUCCUUCCACUACAAAAAUAAAAAGCUGUUCUACGAAACAACCACUCACAUCAACUAAAACCCCAAAACCUCAAAGUGUAAUUCCUCCUGUGCAAACACUAAGCUAUUCCAAACCUUUACACAACCAGAGUUCUGUAAUAUCAGGCCAAGCACAAAUUUAUUCUACAGCGCAACUACCAAGCCUUUUAUCAGUUAGUCAAUCCCAAAAUUAUGGUUUAGUACAGCCACAUAAUGUGCCAUCUAUUGUUCAUUCACAGGUUUAUAGGUCCAGCAAGGUUGAAAAGCUGCCACCCUUAUAUAAAACAUUGACUUUUUCUGGCUCAUCUCAGACUAUAACUUCUGAAAAUCAGACACUUAAUUAUUCUUCUAAUCAGCAAGAGGUAUUAUCUUCAGUUACAAAUGAGAAUUACCCUGCUCAAACAAGAGAUCUGUCUUCAGUUAGCCAGUCUCAAAGUUACUCAUCUGGUCAUUCUCAGGGUUUGUCCCCAGUUAGCCAGACACAGGUUAAUUAUUCAUCUCAAUCACAAGUUUUGUCAGUUGUUAGUCCUUCAGAAAGCUAUGCGUCAGGGCAGUCCCUAACAUUAACAGCUCCUUCUCUUUCUUAUUCUUCCACCUCUCGAGCUCAGAGUUUGCCAGAUUCUAGCACAACCCAGAAUUAUAUUUCUAUGCAUUCUUCCCAAAAUGCUCAGGCUCAAGGGUCAUCAUCUCCCCAGUCCCAAAAGUUUUUGCCUGCUGUCCAAUCAUCUUUUACAUCUCCUACUCACUGUCAGACAUUACAAAAUAACGUACCUUCCCCUGAUCCAAAAUCUUAUGCUGAAAGAAAACUUGACUCGAAUGUGUAUACAUCUUCAAAGCAAGAAGAUGAUUUUCCAAUGCAAGAGUUACAGGUAUUACAGCCACAGGUAUCUGUUGAGUCAUCAACCCAAAGGCUAUCUGAUGGGGAAAUUAAUGUUCAAGAACCAGCUUACAAGGUGUCAAAAGCAGAUGACAGAUAUCCUCAGAGUGUAAUCAGAAGUAAUUCCCAUCUUGAAGACCAAGUUGUUGGGAUUGCUCUGCAGGGUUCAAAAAAAGAAGAAAGUAUGGUUGGGUCAGUGACACAACUUAACCAACAAAUUGGCCAAGUCAACAAUGCAGCAACCCUUGACAUUAAGAAGGCAACUGAUUUAAUGCAAACUCCACAAAUAAGGUUGAAUACUAAAGACCUAAACCAGCAGCACUCUCUUAUACAUAAGGUUCAUGAAGCUAAGGUUCAGGAGCAGCAUGAUCAAAUUAUUAAUGCCUCAUCUCAGAUUCAAAUUCCAAAUCAUGCUUUAGGGCAUGGCCAUCAGGCAUCUCUUCCUAAUACACAGAUCCUUCUAGAUUCUGCCUGUGAUUUACAAAUUCUUCAACAGUCAAUGCUUCAGGCAGGUUUAGGACAAGUAAAGGCAUCUUUACAAGUACAGCGUGUUCCAAGUCCCCAACAAAUAGUACAUCCUUUUCUUCAAAUUGAUGGUUCUAUUAUUCAGAGCAAUGGUGAUCAUUCUCAGCAGCAACUCCAUACUCAAAAUCCUGAAAUUAUGAAAAUGGAUCUCUCUGAGUCUUCAAAGCCUUUACAACAACAUCUAACGACAAAGGGCCACUUUAGUGAAACAAAUCAACAUGAUUCAAAGAAUCACUUUGUUUCCCUUGGAUCAAUAUGUUUCCCAGAAGCAAUGCUUCUCAGUGAUGAAAGAAAUAUCUUAUCAAAUGUAGAUGAUAUCUUAGCAGCUACAGCUGCAGCUUGUGGGGUGACACCUUCUGAUUUUUCCAAGUCAACUUCAAAUGAAAACAUUCCGGUUAUUGAAAAUGGUGAUUCUAAAUCUCAUUUUCAGCAGUCAUUAGAUGUCGGGCAUGUGAGUUCAGAUUUUAAUUCUCUAACAGCUACAGUAGGAAAGCCACAGAAUUUAAAUAUUUCCCUGAAUGGAAGUCAAGUUACAGUAAACGUUUCACCAGUACCUACCCUUCAGUCAAAAAUGACUCUUGAUCAACAGCACAUUGAAACACCUGGUCAAAAUAAACCAUCGAAACUAACUUCACCAGUGGCUGGACCAAAUCAUGAGGUACAGGAACAAAGUUCUGGCCCAUUCAAGAAACAAUCUGUUACCAAUCACGAAUCUGAAGAUGAUUGUGAAGUUCCUGUUGAUAGUUCAUUAAAUAAUAAUAGAAACCAAGAGUUUGUUUCUAGUAGUAGAAGUAUAAGUGGAGAAAGUGCUACAUCAGAGAGUGAAUUCACCUUAGCAGGGGAUGACAGUGGUGUGUCAGUGAACCCGACUAGGAGUGCACUUGCACUGUUGGCCAUGGCCCAACCUGGGGAGGCAAUCAGUGUCAAGAUUGAAGAAGAACACCAAGAUUUAAUGCAUUUUAAUCUUCAGAAGAAGAAACCUAAAGGGAAAGGGCAAACUAAAGAGGAAGACAAUAGUAAUCAGAAACAGGUGAAAAGACCUGCCCAAGGGAAACGCCAGAACUCGAGGGGAACAGAUAUGUAUUUGCCAUAUACUCCUCCUCCCUCUGAAGGCUGCCAUGAUGUUUAUCAGCAUCAAGAAAAAAUGAGACAGAAGAUCAAAGAAGUAGAGGAAAAACAGCCAGAAGUCAAAACAGGAUUUAUUGCCUCUUUCUUAGAUUUUCUGAAAUCUGGGCCCAAGCAGCAGUUUUCCACUCUUGCUGUACGAAUGCCUAACAGGACUAGACGACCAGGGACCCAGAUUGUUCGUACAUUUUGUCCUCCACCAUUUCCAAAGGCUUCAUCUACAACACCCACACCGUUAGUGUCUGAAACUGGGGCUAACAGUCCAUCAGAAAAAGUUAGGGAACCCAAAAACUUAGAACAUUUAUCUUCAUUUUCUUCUGAUGAAGAUGAUCCUGGAGUAUGCAGUCAUGAUAUUUAUAAAAGCACCUCUACUACCUUAACUACUUUGGAUGCUACAUCUGAUAAAAAAAAGAAAACAGUUUCAGAAGCCCUACAAGUGGCAACUACUAGCCUAAUUGCCAAUACUACUGGUACUGCUACUACUUCCUCCACCACUGUGGGUACAACUUCGUGUGCAGUAAAUAUCUUGGAAAAUAAAAGCUCUACAGAACUCCCAAAACCCAUUGAACUUGAUGGUCUUCCUUCAAACCAGUGUGCAAAAGGACAAGACACUGUCGCCAUAGAAGGUUUUACAGAUGAUGAGAACACAGAAAGUGGAGGAGAAGGCCAAUACAGAGAACGUGAUGAAUUUGUGUUAAAGAUAGAAGACAUAGAGACUUUUAAGGAGGCUUUAAAAACAGGAAAAGAACCCCCUGCUAUUUGGAAAGUACAAAAAGCUUUAUUGCAGAAGUUUGUUCCUGAAAUUCGAGAUGGGCAAAGAGAAUUUGCUGCUACAAAUAGUUACCUUGGAUAUUUUGGAGAUGCAAAGAGUAAAUACAAAAGGAUAUAUGUGAAGUUCAUUGAAAACACAAACAAAAAGGAGUAUGUCAGAGUGUGUUCCAAAAAGCCAAGAAGUAAGCCUUCACAGACUAUCAGAACUGUUCAGGCUAAGCCUAGUAAUAGCAGUAAAACUUCUGAUCCUCCAACACCAAAAACUACAACUACAAAAGCCCCUUCCAUGAAACCCAAAGGUAAACAGCUAAAAGUAAAGGCUGAGCCACCACCAAAGAAACGGAAGAAAUGGAAAGAAGAAUUUUCAUCGUCCCAAUCUGAGUCAUCUCCUGAGAUCCAUUCUAGUAGUGAUGAUGAGGAAUUUGAUCCUCCAGCUCCCUUUGUCACUCGUUUUUUGAACACAAGAGCAAUGAAGGAAACCUUUAAGAGUUACAUGGAAUUGCUUGUUAGCAUUGCCUUGGACCCUGACACAAUGCAAGCCUUAGAGAAGAGCAAUGAUGAGCUACUUUUGCCUCAUAUGAAAAAAAUAGAUAGCAUGCUGAAUGAUAACCGAAAGAGACUUCUUUUGAAUCUUCAUUUGGAUCAGUCAUUCAAGAAUGCUUUGGAAAGUUUUCCUGAACUAACAAUAAUUACUCGAGACUCUAAAGCAAAAAGUGGGGGAUCUGCUAUUUCUAAAAUCAAAAUGAAUGGCAAAGCUUAUAAUAAGAAAACUCUAAGGACUUCUAAAACAACUACUAAAUCUGCACAAGAGUUUGCUGUUGAUCCAGAGAAAAUACAGUUAUAUUCUUUGUAUCAUUCACUCCAUCAUUAUAAGUACCAUGUUUACCUGAUAUGUAAAGAUGAGAUCUCCUCUGUGCAGAAAAAAAAUGAAGAUUUAGGACAGGAAGAAAUUGUUCAACUUUGUAUGAAAAAUGUAAAAUGGGUAGAAGACCUAUUUGAAAAGUUUGGAGAACUUCUAAAUCAUGUACAGCAGAAAUGUUCCUAACAUUUCCACAAAAAUUCCGUCUAUUUUAUAGCACUAAUGAAAUGGUGGAGGGUCUAGGGCCUCAGAUAAUCAAAUACCAAGCAGCGGUGUCCUGCAGGCACACCUGCUUUGCCUCUGGGACGUGCCUGCGUCAUGACCUCUGCUCAAGGACAGUGGUGCUGCCAGGGGAGUCCGUCCUUCGGAAGUGGACCUACGUCCUGCCGCAUUUUUAUCCUAAUGAAUGAUGUUUCUAUUUUGUAAACCAUUGGGUAACUGAGUUUUAUUUUGAAAAAUGUUUUUUGACAAAUGAUGAAGCAUGCACUAAAUAUAAUUUUUCUUUAUCACUAGAGAGAUAACACUUAAGUAGCUUGAUUAUUUUUUUUCCUGACUCUGACUAAACACCAGAAUGAAAGAAAGGUGGCAGAAAUCACAUGUUUGUUUUCAUGUCUGGCCACAAAAUGGAAAGUAUUGUACAUUAUGUAAACAGAUCUGGUGUGCUGUGACAUUCUGUAUGAGAGUAUCUUCAAUUUAAAAUAUAAAAUUCAGAAACUGCAUUCUGCUUUACGAACUCCUUUUACUCUUAACAUGUUCAGGAAACUGGAUAUGGAAUUGGUGCAAUUCUAUAACUGCUUUUUGUGUCAAAUUAUAUUGUGAUGAAAAAAAAACAAUGACAUACUAUUUUCCCUAUCUGAAAAAAAAGUAUUUUCCUUUAUACUGUUUUUCCUUUGGAAAAAUUUUCAAUUGUACAUUUUAUUUCACUAAUAGUUGUAUUUUUCACAAGAAAAAUGUGGUUACAAUUAUGUUUGAUGUAUCUGUACUACACUUUUCAUUAUUUUCAGUAAAUCUUAUUUAGUUAUAUAUUGAAUUUCUAUUGUGAGUUCUAUCUUGAGGUAACCGUUUUUGUUUAUACAGAUUUGCUUCAGUGUUAUCCAGAAUAUGCAUUCAGUACUAGAAUUAGUUUAGCUUUAUAAUGGGGUUGUGUUAGACACUGCUGUAAAUUUCUGAUUCAUGAAAAUAAAUUUCUUAUUAAACUAGCACUUGAUUAACUGAUUUGUUGAAACAAAAAUCUAACCACUAUACAUUUUAAAGAAUAAAAUUUAUAAUUAGACUACAUGCAGUGUUCAACACAGCUUACCUGACUUUUAGAACUGGAAGUGGUAGAGCUCUCCUUUUGGUGCCUUUCCAACCUUUAUACAUGCUAUCAUAGCUUCCUUUAGUGUGCUAGCUAGUGUGUCAAGUACUUUAGCCGAGACAGUGAAUGUUUUACGUUCAACAUGACCUUGUGUUUUAUUUGUGUUUGCCAACAGGAUGCCUUAUUUGUUUGAGAAAAAGAUUUACUAGUGUCCUUCUAAAUGAUCUCCUUUUUUAGGAUUCUAAAGAAGCUGUUAAUUACCAUGCUUUUGUUUGUUUUAUCACCAUUUAGUGCCUUAAGUCCUAUCAAGAAAGCAGUGUUACUGCUUAGUGCCCAAAUAAGACCUGCUUACCUGGCUGUUGCUAUUGUCUUAAUUUUGAGUUAACAGGCCAACUUCUUACAAUUAAAAACCUCACUAAACUGGCAAAGAAUUAAAGGUGACAUAUGAUUUGAUUUGAGAAUUAAAACAUUGUAGCAUUCAGUGAAACAUGAAUAUUUGAGUUAAGCUUACAUAUUUAUUUAUGAUGGUUAUCUUUUCAUAAGCAAUAAUCUUUAAUUCAAGAAUCUUUGGACCUGCCAUUAGACAGGAUACUCAGUAAUCAAAGUUUGUCUCAAGGGUUAAAUGUUUCAUUCCUGAAAUUUUUUUUUUAAACCUGUUUAGGCAGCUUAUUUUGAAAACAAAAGUAACCUAUUAGAUUAAUUCUGCUAACUCAAAUAAGAGACUAUCAGCAGUGAAAGCAUCAUAAAAUUAAUUUUGCUAAGUGUAGAAGAAGAGUAGGAAGCAGCCAUAUCUCUUUCUGGUAUUGACUCUGGACAAAAUUGGUUUUCUUUCAUUUCCAAAGUGCAGAGUAGAUAACUACAUCUCACAUUAGUGUUGUAAGUAUACGUCUUUACAUUACUUCCCGGCUUACUUGCCUGAAUCACUAAUGGUUUACAUAUUUUUAAAAGCUAUCUUGCAUUUAGGUAACUUGAAGUGCAUAUUUGAAAUCACUAGCCACAUUUUCUUCAUAAAGCCCAUGGAAAGCAGAGAUAGUUACCUGUAGAAAAAUUACUUGUUUUCCUUUCAACUGCAGGUGUCCUCAAACUGUUUGCAGUUGUAUUCACUAUAAUAAAACAAGUGUUUUCAUAAUAUCAGAGGCCAAGUCAGUAAUACUCCCUGAGGGAGACCCCAUUGUUUUUUACCAUCUUCUCUCAUUUUAUCCAUAUAGAAUAGGCAAGGACAUCAAAUUCUGACUUCAGGGGAAAGUAGGACAGUUACGAUGACAACCAUACGUAAGCCCAUCCUUUAUGAAGUUGAAUAAAUAUGUAGCUGGUUAGCAUUCACAGUCCUUGCCAGGGAGUUCGAAAUUUACAUAGAAAUAACCUUAAGUUGUAGAUUGAGUUAAAGAGGGUAAAGUACAUGUUGCUACAACCCAGAAAAACAUUUCUAAGAACGAUUAAAUUUUUCUACCUGCAGAUACCUGGGAAUAAUUUAAUAUAAAAAAAUGAUAUAUUGGUGUUUAUUUAUAGUUCAUAUUAGUGGUGGGAGAAGUGGCCUAGAAAACAUUAGUAAGAUGGAAAAAUCUUACAUUUAAAAUGGCUUAGAAAAUGUUCAGGUUACCUUCCAGUUUCUAAAAUUUAAAAAUGAAAAUUAUAGAUGAGUCAUACAUUAUUACUGUUUUCAAAGCUUUCCUCAUUUUUUUUAAGUCUCACUUUCCUUUUACUGUACAUAUUUAUUUUCAUUAGAGCAGCUAUUUUCCAACUAUGACUUUGGAGGUAGACUCAUAAAACCAAUAUAGCAGCAGGGUUAUUGAAUGAGCUUUGGGUCCCAAAAAGUUUCUUCAAAUGUACAAGUUGUGAAUUUUAUUGUAUUUGUAGAAUAAAAUUUUUGUUUUAAACUGUAGUUCCACCUGUUUCUUAAAAAUGCUUUUUAAAUAGAGUGAAAUAUCCCAGGAUAACUGCUUCUGUGUCAAUUGCACUUGACACAUGAGCUGCACAAAUGGACAAUGUACACUAUUGGUUGUGCAUUAACCUACUUACAUGUGCAACUUUUGGCAUCUGUGUUCACAAGUGCAUGUCUUCGCAAAUCACCUUUAUUUAUAAGUGAUAAUAAUUGAAGUUAAGGAUACAAAGAAACCUGCAUUUGUAGUCCAGAGUUUUAAGUGGUCCAUAAUACAAUGUAUGGAAAUGUGAAAGACAAUUUUGUAUAUUUGUUUGUUACUA